AUGACUGCAUCCGAUCAUUCAUCCCCAAACUCUCCAUCUCACAACUCUUCCGGAAAUCCCACACAAACCAAUGAAACCCACAUCAAUCCUUCAGGAAAUCCUAGAACCCUAGACCCUUACAUAAUUCAUCCUAGUGAUAACCCUGCAACAGUGUUGUCUUCUCCUCUUUUGCAAGGGGAUAAUUAUGGUUCCUGGGUGAGAGGAAUCACAAAAUCCCUGAAUGCUAAGGGUAAGCUUGGUUUUGUUGAUGGUUCUCUCCCUCCCCCAACAGAUGCGUUGCAGUUUCAAUGUUGGAAGAGAUGUGACGACCUUGUAGGCAGUUGGCUUCUAAACUCCUGCCAACCAGACAUCAGGGCUAGCUGUUUAUAUGCCCCCAAUUCUCAUGCUAUCUGGAAGGAUUUACAGGUGAGGUUUUGUGUUUCCAAUGCUCCGAUUCUUUUCCGUUUAAAGUCCUCUAUUGCUUCCAUCAAACAGGAAUCCAUGCCUGUUUCUCUCUACUAUACAAAAAUCAAGACACUGUGGGAUCAAUAUGAUUCCCUGGUUGCUUCUACUGAAGCUUGUAUUUGUGGUGCUGGAAAGCACAUGAUUGAGAGACUUGAAAUGGAGCGUGCCAUGGAGUUUCUGCAGGGUCUGCACGACAGGUUUUCUAACCUUCGCAGCCAAAUCCUAACCAUGGACCCUUUCCCCACUGCACUCCGUAUUUUCAACCUUGUUCAGCAAGAGGAAGAACAACAAAACAUCACUGCUGCUCCUUUUCCAACAAUUGAUGUUGCUGCUCUCAGUUCCAAUCGUCACUUCUCCUCCAGUUCUCGACCUCCAGCGAACCAGAAUAAACGUCAGCGUCCAUUCUGUGACUAUUGUAACAGACUUGGUCAUGUCAGAGACAAGUGUUAUCGACUUCAUGGUUUUCCUGCCAGCACCAGUAGCUCUCCAUCUCCGGCUAACAGCAAUAUGCAUCUCACUGCAGCAACUGCAGUUACACCAGCUGAUGCGUCUGCCAUUCCGCAUGCUCUUCCGACGCUGUCUGCUGACCAAUAUGCACGUCUUUUGGCCUUAAUCAACCCUGCGCCAGAAUCUGCACAGCUUGAACCUCGUGCCAAUUUCGCAGGACCGUGUCACGAAAACAAUGAUUGGUCAGGCUGAUUUUAUCUCUGGUCUCUAUCAUCUCCAAGUUCAUCCUCAGCAGUCUUCCAAUACAAUCUUAUGUAAUAAAGCGUUUGCCGAUGUUUGGCAUUGCAGGCUAGGUCAUC
This is a messenger RNA of Papaver somniferum (opium poppy), 1250 nucleotides long. RefSeq lists its product as uncharacterized. The record is from RefSeq and is a predicted model, not a curated record. The coding region runs from base 1 to 1143 and encodes 380 amino acids. NCBI's taxonomy places the organism in Eukaryota, Viridiplantae, Streptophyta, Magnoliopsida, Ranunculales, Papaveraceae. The transcript is spliced from 2 exons.